UCAAACAGGGGAAGCCUGGUACUCGCUAAUGGCAGCCAUGGACGGGGUGGUGCAGAAUCAGCCUCAGCAGCAGCAGCAGCAGCAGCCUCCGCCGCCGCAGCCGGUGGUUGUUGCGGAAAGGCUGAACCAGGCGGUACAGCAACAGCUGAACCUGGAGGCUGUGAAGACUCGAGCUAUUACUCUAUUCAAAGCCAUCUCACGGAUCCUCGAAGAUUUUGAUGUCUAUGGUCGCAGCAAUACAACGCCCAAAUGGCAAGACAUAUUGGGGCAAUAUUCUAUGGUGAAUCUCGAGCUCUUCAACAUUGUUGACGAAAUUAAGAAGGUUUCUAAGGCUUUCGUUGUACAUCCAAAGAAUGUGAAUGCAGAGAAUUCGACAAUUCUACCGGUUAUGUUGUCCUCAAAAUUGUUGCCUGAGAUGGAGAUAGACGACAAUUCGAAACGAGAGCAGUUGCUUCUUGGGAUGCAAAACAUGCCAAUAUCUACACAGAUUGAUAAAUUAAAGACUAGAAUAGAAAUGAUUGGUGCAGCCUGUGAAAGUGCUGAAAAAAUAUUAGCUGAGACUCGGAAGGCAUAUUGUUUUGGAAUGCGUCAAGGGCCAGCAAUAGCUCCAACUUUAGAUAAGGCUCAAGCUGCAAAAAUUCAGGAGCAAGAGAAUUCACUGCGAGCUGCUGUUAACUUUGGGGAAGGAUUAUUUACUGGUGAGCAAAGGCAGAUUACACCAACACUUCCAAUGCAUUUGGUAGAUGUGCUGAAUGUAGGUGAUGGAGUACAAAGUUUUAAUGAAACGUCAGGUAUGUAUGCAAAGAAUACUCCUCUAAUAUCAAGUAAUAUUAGUGGUCAAGGAUCAUUGUUACAGCAGCCUCCUGGGUCACAACUUAUUGGAAGAUCAGCUGCUUCACCUUCUGGUACUACGGCCACAUCCUUUGACAACACAACAUCACCAUUGCCAUAUGCUAACUCUCCAAGGUCUACAAACAUUAUGAACACGCCUUCUCCUCAACAGCAGACCCAACAACAGCAACAGCAGCAGCAGCAGCAGCAACAGCAGCAGCAACAGCAACAACAACUUCAGGCCCAGCAACAAAGGCAAAAAUUGAUGCAACUACCUCAGCAUCAGCAACUCCUUGCUCAACAACAGUUGAGGCAGUCUCCCAUGCAAGGAAUAGGACAGCAUCAGAUGCAGUUUUCACAGCCAUUAGUGCACCAGCAAUUUCAGGGAAGGCAGAUGUCUUCUGGACAUGUUCAACAUGGCAUCAGUCAAAGCCAACUUGGCCAAGGAAAUCAAAUGAAUCGUCACUUGAGCCAGUUUUCUAGUGCUACUAACAGUGGUUUGUUUAAUGCUGCGCAGACUACACCAAGUUCUCAAAUGAUUCCUAAUAUUUCAGCAGCAGUGUCAUCACAACCACUCAUGGCACGCAUGCAGUAUGCGUUACCAGGGAGCAAUCCGCAGCGAAGCCAUGCUUCUCAAAUUCUGAGUGAUCAGAUGUUCAACAUGGGAGGAGGUAAUCCGGGUGGAAUGAUGCCUAUGCAGCAGCAACAGCAGCAGCAUGCUCCACAAGGGGCAUUUGGUAACAUGCCAGCAAAUGCACAGUCUCUACAAUCUGGUAUGGUACCACUUCAGAACAUGCAACAGACUCACCCUAAUUUUGGUCAGCAGAGACAGCAAAAUCAGCCAUAGGCCACACUACUCAAUUCACAGCUCAUUCUCUAUUACGCCUCGCACGCUGUGCUUUCGAAAUCUGCAGUAAAAAGAAGGUUGUCGUAUGCUUCUUAUUUCUCGUUUAGUCCCAGCAUGUGGUUCUGUCUGUUAAACUGCUUGGUUGUCAAUGAUAUCUAUCUUGAAGAGGAGCGAUUAAUUUAAUAUUCUUUUGUACAUAUAAGUAAGAGUGUGUUUGAGACUGAUGGUAUAGAAUGAGUGAUUUAAAAAAAAAA
Momordica charantia (bitter melon) is the source of this 1932-nucleotide messenger RNA. It is a transcript of the gene MED8, whose product is annotated as mediator subunit 8. Gene Ontology annotation, cellular component: mediator complex. NCBI's taxonomy places the organism in Eukaryota, Viridiplantae, Streptophyta, Magnoliopsida, Cucurbitales, Cucurbitaceae. The record is from RefSeq and is a predicted model, not a curated record.